GCAGAGUCCAGGGGCAUGAGCACCACCAAACGGGACCCAGUGGAGUGCGUGUCCUUCCUCCAGGCGAGCGGACUCCUGAGCAGAAUCUGUGGGUUUCAUGUCCAUUAUCUCAGGAUGUUGCUGGCCCUCCUUCCUGGUGGUGGGACUGGAUUUGUUGGCAGAGCCUUAACCCAAUUGCUGAGGAGCCGAGGGCAUGAUGUCACCUUGAUUUCCCGCCAUCCUGGAAAAGGGCGGACUACCUGGGAUGAAGUUUCCCGCUUGGGGCUCCCUCCUUGUGAAGGUGUGGUCAACCUAGCUGGAGAAAAUGUCCUUAACCCCCUCCGUAGGUGGAAUGAGUCCUUCCGCCAGGAAGUGGUUGCCAGUCGGAUAGAGACCACAAAUACUUUGGCGAAAGCCAUUGCAGGAGCUGAGCACCCCCCUUCUGCCUGGAUCCUUGUCACCGGCGUAGGGUACUACAGACCCAGCCCCACCACUGAAUACACAGAAGAGAGUCCUGGCGGAGACUUUGAUUUCUUUUCUCGCCUGGUGACCCGUUGGGAGGCAGCAGCGAAAAUCCCCGGUGAUGCCACACGCCAGGUGGUAGUGAGAUCUGGUGUGGUGCUGGGCAGAGAGGGCGGAGCUGUUGCCCAGAUGUUGUGGCCCUUUCGCCUCGGCCUGGGAGGCCCCAUCGCUUCUGGCCGCCAGCCUUUUCCCUGGAUCCAUGUGGCCGAUUUGGUAGGCAUCCUGGCCCAUGCGCUGGAGCGGGAGGAUGUCCGGGGGAUCCUGAAUGGCGUCGCACCAUCCGCCGUUACCACCACCAAUGGGGACUUUGCCCGGGCUAUGGGGUCGGCCCUCCAGCGGCCUGCCUUCUUGCCUCUGCCAAGCUUUGCUGUGUCAGCCAUCUUUGGCCCUGAGCGGAGUGUCAUGCUACUUGAAGGACAGCGCGUGGUACCCAAACAGACUCUGGAGAGCAACUACCGCUUUGCGUUCCCUGAUCUUCCCUCUGCCCUCCAGAAUAUUUUAACCUGACCCAGGAAAAAGUGUGCCUAGUAGUAGUAAUUCCGUAUUUUUCGC
Podarcis raffonei (Aeolian wall lizard) is the source of this 1053-nucleotide messenger RNA. RefSeq names its product short chain dehydrogenase/reductase family 39U member 1 (gene SDR39U1). The transcript is spliced from 7 exons. Lineage: Eukaryota; Metazoa; Chordata; Lepidosauria; Squamata; Lacertidae. The coding region runs from base 16 to 1008 and encodes 330 amino acids. The record is from RefSeq and is a predicted model, not a curated record.